Messenger RNA from Ceraceosorus guamensis, 3510 nucleotides. RefSeq lists its product as hypothetical. The coding region runs from base 170 to 3307 and encodes 1045 amino acids. Lineage: Eukaryota; Fungi; Basidiomycota; Exobasidiomycetes; Ceraceosorales; Ceraceosoraceae. The transcript has a single exon. The record is from RefSeq and is a predicted model, not a curated record.
CACUAUUUAUAGCGCACCUAUCACGAAGCAGCAGCAACGGUGCAAGUCUACCCAGCCUCCAAUGCGCGAGCGGAUCGAUAGCGGGAUGCGGUGCGCCUGCUGCUGCGGCAGGCGACCCUUUCGAGCCUCAUCGUCCACACUUGAGACUUUAUAGGGAUCACGUGGGUUCAUGGGGCAUGCCUGGUGUACCUGCUCCGCCCGAACCUGCUGCUGCUAUCGUCUAUCCCCACACUGCUGCAGGCGCAGCGCAUGUACACGCACACGCACACGCACAGCCGCGCGAGACGGCUUCGAGGGAGAGUGGGACGUGUACUCCUUCUACAUGCCCAAACAAGCUUCUUCUCCUUCUCUACCGCCUGCUGCUCAGGUCCCGCACGGAGCGAGAGCAAACAGAGUGCAAUCGUACGAUCCCAUACUGCAACAUGCGCGAGGACCUGCAUUGCCAGCUUGGGCCGCGCUCCUCCUCACGUUGGGCUUUGUGUUUGCGGUGGGCGCUGGGUUCAUAUGGAUUCAACCUGCGACUCUUACGCAGCAGCAGCAGCCGCCGCGGCAGAACACGCCUGGCGGUGGCGGUGGCGGUGGCGGUUCAGGUGCAGGUUCUUCAUCAAGUCCGGGCAACAAGGGCAAGGAGAGAGGAAAGGAGGAGGAGGAUUCAAAGGGAGCAAAUGCUUUUAAGACGGACAAGACAAAGCUGGAUGCUGCAAAGGAAAAGAUCGGACAAGCUCUUUCUUCUUUGGCUGCGUUUGACAAGGUCGAGCCUCGUCAAGAGAGGCAAUCAGCAGCAGCAGCAGCAGCAGGUCAAAAGAUGACUGGACAAGCUCACUGCGAACAUUGCGAGCAUUGCACUCAGCUCCAAGCUCAAGCUGCUGGCUCCUCGACUGGCAUGCAGAGUCAGAGCGCAGCGGUCGAGGGUUGCACGUGCAAGCUUUGUAGGAUAUGCGUCAAGUUGGGUGGUGGGCCCAAGAAGGCCAACACGGCGAACAGCAGCGCGGAUGCGAGUAGCAGUGUGAGCGACGAGGGCGGGAAUAAGCAAAAGUCCUCAGCGAAAGGCAAAGAGAAGCAGUCGGAGCAGGAUGAGGACAAGCGCAAGGAUAAAGGGGAGCAAAAGAUUUCUGAUCCGGAAGGGCAAGAGCAAAAGGAAGACAAAAAGGAGCAAAAGACGCUCAGAUCGAGCACGUCGGCGGAGAACAUGCCUACAAGCACGCAAACCACCAAGAGGACCACGGUGGAGGAAGUGCAGGAGAGUCAGAGCUCCGAUGGAAAGUCUCACAAGCUCAUCACCACCAUCGAGGUGGAAGAGCAGCCCGGACGGUCAGGCGCACCAUCUUCCAGCUUCAACAAUUCGAGCACCAAGUCUGACAAGAGCAAAGGCAACAGUGAACGCAAAAAUGAAGUUCGAGCGGGAAAGGAGGGACAAGUUGAAUCUGAAAUUCAGACUGUGCCCGCCAUCGUCAUUGCACCUCCUUUGCAGGCCGAUACGAGGAUCGAAGCUGUGCAGAUCCGACAGCCUGGCGGCGGUGCAGCCAAACGAAGUGACCUACUCAGCGCGCGUAACAAAGACGAAGCGAAUGCUCAGUUGCAAAAGGGCAGCGAUAAGGGCAGUCAGAGCGCCAGUAGCGAUGAUCGCGAAGAGAAGCAGAGCGGCAACAGCAACGACAAUGGCACCGCCAACAGUGGAUCGGCAAACGGCAACGAGAGGCAGCAAGACGAGAGGCAAGAGGGCCGAGGCAAAAAGACGCGCAAAGAAGACUUCAAAGAGUUCAAGAAGGAAAUGAAGAGCGCCAUUGUUGAUUUGCUCACUGGCUCUUCUUCCGACGCCCAAGUUACGACGGAAGCUGGCGAAGAAACGCAGGAGAAAGGCACGGCCGAUUCGUCGAAAGGCAAAGGGACUUCUCUCACCAAGGAGGCGCUGGAAGCUAUGAGCACGCGGGCUGAACAAGCCACCGAAGCUGGCGAGAGAGAUGAAGAUCUGGAGAGCGUUAGCCUGGACGGUAUCGAUGUGCGCUCACAAGAGGCUAAAGAUUAUUUCUCACACGAUUCGAGGCGACACGCGCAGGAGCUACCGAUGAUCAGCGAACCUCCUUUGGCUCAGCCGGACAUCUUUCCAGCUGUGCUUGUGAGGGAAGACAAGUCCAGCUCGACGGAGAAUGAAGAGAAUGUGCAAGGAUUGAGACCUCCAAGAUUGCCUAGACCCACGCUGCUCUCUCCCCCGCCCCCCGCUGCUGCUCUUCCGGCCGUGCUCAUCACUUCGAGCACGCGUGCGGCGCAAGAAAAGAGCGCGAACGGAUCUUCUGCUCGCAUUUCAAGCGCGACCACCUCUGCAACGAAUGGAGACGGCAGCGCAUCGAGUCAGAGCCGCAGUCAGAGCCAGCAGAGCGAAGGAUCGUCUACUUUUUCGCCCGCUGUGCUCAGCGAGACGGAGCGAAGAGCUUUGAUGAAGAGAGCGAAACAGAGGGCUUUGUUGCAAGCUGCUACGGAAGAGCUUGUGGACAGAUAUCCGGCGCUGGCGAGAGAGGGAAGCGCAAAGGUGCUCGACGCGCUGGAUCGAUUGUUUGUGGAGCAAAAUACGAAGAUCGACUCGGCUUUGGUGUUGCCCAAGAGGGUUGCCGGAAACGUUUCCGAGCGGAGACCGAACGACCCUUUGGUCGAUGCGCUUGACGGACUCAGAAAAUGGAGAUUGGCUACGCAAAUCGAGGGAGAUUUGUCUGAAACGGUCAAACCUGUUGCCCUACCCUCCUCCUCCGCAGCAGCAGCAGCCGCAUCGAGCACCUCUGCGCUGAUCGAUAAAGUGGAGCAGCUAACGCGAGAGUCAGUGGAAGAGGUGAUUCAAAAAGCUUCGGAGGCGAGGGAAAAGUUGCAGAGCGUGCUGCAGGAUGGAAAGGGCAUGAUGAUGAAGAGGAACAAGAGGAAAAAGAAGAAGAGCGUGCAAUUUGCGGAUGAGGUGGAGAAUGAGGAAUGGAGCGAUAAUGAUCGGGAGACGAGGAGGAGGCUUAGGAGCGCGGAGAGGGCCGAGAGGAGAAGACGUAGGAAGGAAGAGGAGGAGAUGCAAGAAGCAGGCGAGGAAGAAGAGGAACAGGAGGAGGAGAAAGAGGAGGAAGAGAGGGCGGCUUUGAAGGGGAAGAACAAGGUGACAAAGAGCUCUUUGAAAAACACCAACGCGCAAGGAGAAGAGGCGGGAGAAAAGCAAAAGUUGGAGAAAGGGACGAGAAGGGCGAGCAGGACAUCGGACAAGAUGGAGCCGGUCAACCUUUCGGACGAUUCGUUGCGACGCAUCAUGAACCUCACACGCCAACUACAAGCGGCAUGAAAUCACCUGAUCAGGCGAUUCAAUGCAGUCGCGCCACACGCACUGACCCAUGGCCCAUUCUCUCGAUCGCAAAAAGCAAAGACGCCGGUUUGAAAAGCUGCAUCGCUUUAGAGCUUUUUCAAUUUCACCUGAUUCCAAACCCUCCACAUUGUCUUUUUCUCCUUGCGAUUCAGUAGCAACCUGCGAUCCACUGCUAGCUGAAG